AUGCCCGCCUGGGCCUCGAGGGCCAUGUUGUUGGCCGCUUGUCUGCCAUGGCACGCGGCCGUGGAGGCAACACUACCGCCGUACACCAUCUCCAUGUCCCCUCCUCGCACCAUCUAUCUGGUUGUCCCAGAAGGGCCCAGGGGCCUCGGAUCGCCCAGGGACUUCAGAAACCAUGGCGGAAUUAGCAACAGUCGUCUGCCUGCACCCGGCGAGGAAGAAAUAACGCGAGAGUGGCAACGGCUUCGAAACAUCAGAGUCCAUAUGGGCGAGUCGUCUGAAGAACUUGCCGACUUCCUAAACCACCUCGACACAGUCAUAUUCAACUUCCAAGAAAGCGAAGAGGUGGCGCGCACAAUCGGAUGGGGAUGGAUCGACCCGCGGCAGAUUCGUGUUGAGCGGCGCGUCUGGAUAUACGAAAUCGCAGCGGCGCCAACCAUGCUGCUCCAUUACCGCCAGCAAGACGGCGCUGAACGCUUGGAUGUGCUAAACGUCGGCGGCAUACCGUGGUCGCAGGUCAUACGGUUCAGCCAGCUUGACCUCUCGCAUCCGGGAGUCGUAGGCCCGCUGCAGACGUUGACUCGAAACGACCCCCGCUAUCCGGCGUGGAUAAACUCGGUCCAGCUAUCGUGGAUGCGGAACGCUGAAUAUGACGGCAGAUGGGGUCUGUACGGGGGGACGGUCGGGAUACCUCACGACACCUUUGAUCACCCUGAGGGGACGACUCGUGUUGAGCGGGCGCGCGAGAUCAUGAACCUGGUCACGAGCAGCCAUAUGAUUCCUGACCCGGAAAGGCGGCAGACACUACGAGAGCUGCUCGACUGGGACGCUGACAGGGAGCCCGACCGCACCUUUCCCCUUCUUCGCCAUGCCCAGCCUUUGGGGCUCGGCGCCUGGACACUGCCGCUGGUUGACUGGUCUCUGGUGCAGAUUCCAGAAGACGUACGGCUAGCACUUGCAUCGGGGCUUGCCAAUGCCAUCCAAUGCCGUGCUGCGUUGCAGCCAUUCAGGAACUUCUUCCUCGGCGGUCCCAAGGGCAAGAGAGAGGAGCCGCAGCGAGAUGCGGAUGCUGAUGCGUGCGAGCAGCUGUCUGUUCUGGUCAAGGAGGCCAUCAAAAUCCCAGAACCGUGCCGCCGAAUCAACAAGAUCGAGAUCACCAUGUCCCUGUCUGACGGCUUCAUGGCGGGAACGUGGGACAAGGUCGGCGGAACCCUCGAGGGCCCGGCUGGUACGGCCGAGUUUUUCUUUGCUGAGAGCCCCGACGCAGGCGCCCACGGGAAGAUGGUCGUGGACAUGCAAAAGUACUUUGGGCAAGACGAAAUCAACAUCACCGCUAUUGACAAGAUGACUCUCAACGCCCAGGGGGAAUUUUGGAAAUUAAGCAGCUUGAGAAACGACGCCUUCACGAUCCGAGAUAUUUCCAUCCGCGCACAAUGCUCCGAUCCCGCCUACACGGCCUUCAACAACAGAUACAUCGGCCUCAACAAGGACCUCAAACAUACCAGUGACAAGACGUUCUUGGGGGAUUUCAAAAAAUCGACUGUCGGAGUGCUCGAGAUCCGCCCUGGCGACUGGUCCUUUACCACGCCCUGUCAUGUCAGACAGCUCAGAUAUGACUUCAGGGUGUCAAGCGGUUUUGGGAGCGGAACUUGGGACAGCAUCUACUUUACUCUCGGGCACAGCGAGCGGCAAAUCGCGCUUGGCAAAAGCGUAGAAGCCGGCUUCUCCAGCAACGGCGUGGUCAACCUGAGAAGAGUGUUUGGCACAGACUCGGUCGACAUUCGCGACCUCGACAAAAUCGCCAUCGGGGAUACCGUUGGCACCUCUGUGCUCAGUCAUGUUCUGGAUGGCGAUGCGUGGUCAUUCCAAGGCAUUACGCUCACAGCAACCUGUGCCGAAAAUCAAAGAAGACUGAAACUGACAAAGUUUGAGUCGGUCAACAGCGUCGUUCAGAACCAAGACGACAAACCUGUCUGGGCGGGCGACGUUAGCCCCGAGGACUGGAUUGAAGUGGCUUGA
Metarhizium album ARSEF 1941 is the source of this 2016-nucleotide messenger RNA. RefSeq lists its product as uncharacterized. Bases 1 to 2016 code for a protein of 671 amino acids. The record is from RefSeq and is a predicted model, not a curated record. The transcript has 4 exons. Lineage: Eukaryota; Fungi; Ascomycota; Sordariomycetes; Hypocreales; Clavicipitaceae.